ACCCCCUACGGCUGCUGCGGGCCGGGCCGGCCGAGCUGACGCUGGGCUCGGGCAGACGGUGGCGGAGCCUCUCGUUCCUGUCAGCGCCGAGGCCCUGCAGCUGGAGUGGGUUGGAUCGGAAGCGCUUAGAGCCAGCGAGGGGUUGGAAGAUGCUUCCCGAAGCCGCUCGUCGUUUCCUGGCGGCGGGCACCCGGCCCCGGGUUCGCCGUGCUGUCUCCUCGGGCGACGUGAAGGGGUAGGCAGCAAGGCCGCGCCGGAGGGGGAUGGCGGGCGCCGAGAGCGGGAGCGGCGCCUUCUCCAUGUCCUCGGUCGUUGCAGACUGGAGCUUGGUGUUCUGGACGCUGUGCUCCGUCAUCCUGCCGGUGCUGAUCACUCUGUGGUGCAGCUUCCACCGCUCCCGGCGGCAGAUGCUGAUACGUGACAUCUUUUGCAAGAGCAAGCAUGACUGGCACUACACGGACCUCUUCGGGCAGCCCUCCUACUGCUGCGUGUGCGCCCAGCACAUCCUCCGCGGCACUUUCUGCAGCUGCUGCGGGCUGCGCGUCUGCGAGGGAUGCCUGAAGAAGGCCGACCAGCAUUUCCUCUGCAAGGAAAUCGUGAUGAGGAGCGAAGGUGGAGCCCACAGCUCUAUGCCACACCACUGGAUCAGAGGCAAUGUCCCGCUCUGCAGCCACUGCAUGGUGUGCAAGCAGCAGUGCGGCACGCAGCCCAAGCUCUGUGAUUACAGAUGUGUGUGGUGUCAGUGCACUGCCCAUGACGAAUGCAUGUUGGAUUGUUUAAAGACUGAGGAGUGCACGUUUGGAGAAUUCAAAGAUUUAAUUAUUCCCCCAUACUACUUGUCUACAAUCGACCAGAUGCGUAAAGACAAAAGAACUGAUUAUGAAAAGGUGGUCCCUUAUUGCAGAGAACAUUGGAUCCCAGUAAUCAUACUGGCAAACACUCGUAGUGGGAACAACAUGGGCGAAACUUUACUAGGAGAAUUCAAAAUUCUGCUGAACCCUGUUCAGGUUUUUGAUCUAAGCAAAAUUACACCUGCUAAAGCACUCCAACUCUGUUCCUUGCUGCCUUGCAAUGCUGUCAGGGUUCUUGUCUGUGGUGGGGAUGGUACAGUAGGCUGGGUCCUGGAUGCAAUCGAUGAAAUGAAGAUAAAGGGGCAAGAACGCUUUAUUCCACAAGUUGCAAUUUUACCUCUAGGAACAGGUAAUGACCUGUCCAAUACACUGGGCUGGGGUGCAGGUUAUGCUGGAGAAGUCCCUGUGGAACAAAUCUUACGAAAUGUCAUGGAGGCAGAUGGAAUUGUGCUGGACAGAUGGAAAGUUCAAGUGACAAGCAAAGGAUACUACAACUUAAGGAAACCAAAGGUAUUUACAAUGAACAACUACUUUUCUAUAGGACCUGAUGCUCUUAUGGCUUUAAAUUUCCAUGCCCAUCGUGAGAAGACUCCCUCGCUGUUUUCCAGCAGAAUUAUUAAUAAGGCUGUUUAUUUUUUUUAUGGAACCAAAGACUGCUUAGUACAAGAAUGUAAAGAUCUUAACAAGAAAGUUGAGCUAGAGUUGGAUGGUGAGAGAAUCGAGUUACCCAAUUUGGAAGGGAUCAUUGUCCUGAAUAUUGGAUACUGGGGAGGUGGUUGUAGGCUCUGGGAAGGAAUGGGUGAUGAACCUUAUCCCUUGGCAAGACACGACGAUGGACUUCUGGAAGUUGUUGGAGUUCAUGGUUCCUUCCACUGUGCUCAGAUUCAGGUGAAACUAGCAAAUCCUGUUCGUCUAGGGCAGGCACAUACAGUGAGGCUGAUCUUGAAGAGUUCAAAGAUGCCAAUGCAGGUGGAUGGAGAGCCGUGGGCUCAGGGGCCAUGCACUGUUACCAUAACUCAUAAGACACAUGCACUGAUGUUGUAUCAUUCGGGUGAACAAACAGACGACGACGCAUCCAGCGUGUCUGAGCAAGAGCAUGUGAGAGAACAGACAGAUGAAGAUGUAUAGAUUUUGUGGGAUGCAAGAUAAUACCGUGAAGAACUUGAACCCAUUAAAAACACUGAGAAUGCUUAAUCUAGUUUAAGGAUUAUGCUGUAGGGUUCAUACUUGUGAAUUAAUUAGGGUUGAGAAAGCCAUGCUUUCACAUGCAUGAACAUUUUCACAGCUGAAUUACCACAAUUGUUUUGCCAUUUAGACUGGUGGUGGUACCCAGCCUCUCCAGCUGGAGGAGUUACUGUAAUGGGAGGGAAGGGCCAGACGCUGCAGUUCUCCCUUGCUGUAGAAUCACAUCUUCUGCACAUAUGCAGUAUUGCAUGCAAAGGGUGUAUACCCUUGGAAAGGAGAUCAACUGGGAGUUCAGCCUGCUUCCACCUCUUCUUUUUCCCGGGAACGGUUCCAGAACAGAAAACCAGAAUAAGUAGAAUGUGAGCUGUUUUUUCUGAGGACAGCCUGCGCCUGGCUGCCAUUUGUUGGGAGCAGGAUAAAUUCCUUUUGGUGUACCUGCUUGUGCAGUACAUAUCUUAUGGGUUUGACUGGGAGAGUGGAGGAUGUGGGAGCUCCUGGGAAGGCACUUUGCAAGUAAGAUGUUUUUGGACCAAAGCUUUCUGGGAAGGUAUGUUAGCAAAUGACUCUGUUAGUGGCUUUGUAAGCCCGAGUAUCCAAAAUGCAGCUUCAAAAUAGUUGUACCAUGACUUGCACUGAAUGAUCCUCUGACUGCUUCAGCUCAGUGAGAGAUUAAUUCUAGUUUUUGUAAAUAGUAAUUCAUUUUAGUUCUUAAGGAGGCUUGCUGGAGGAAAACUUGACAAAGGAGCUGUCUGUUUAAAAUAUACAAGAGAUGAUUUUAAAUAAUGAUGGCUGGCAAAUAUUUAGCAGUUUGAAGGGGCUUUUUAAAGAUUACCUGAAAACAAUUGGUGGCAAGUCCAUCUGGUAACUGUUUCAACAUAUGUAUCAUUGGACUGGAGGGGGAAUGAAACAUUUGUUUUCUGACUGGCCCUUAAGGAAUCAGAGAUCUCUGUCAGCACUGAGUCAUCAUUCCCCAUGUGAAUAUAGGGCCAGAAAACUGUAAGUGGCUUAUACUGUAAACUGUCAGUUUGACAUAUCUGAAGCUUCUCAGGGUGAAAACACCUUCACAGUUAACAGAAGUGAAAACCUGCUUCCUAUUUUUGUUUUCCUCUUGUAGGUAUUUUAAACCUGCGGCAGGUGAGAGCUAAGAGUUAAGAUCUGAAAUCUGUAACUAUUUAUUCAGUUAAGUCCAGUUGAGUUGUUGAAGAAUAUAAUUCAUGCUGAACAUAGACUGCAUAAGCGAAGGUUGUUAGAGGAGUUGAGGGGUCUGAACUUUAAAUGUUGCUGCUUUUGUCAAAUUUCCCCCAUCAUUUUUUCAUUUUUUCUUUAUGCUGACUGCGAGUGAUACCAUUAGGUAAGGUAGGUUCUCUCUAGGUUUUGUAAGAAGAAACAGUUUUUCAACAAUCUAUAAAACAAAGUUUGCAUUAACAGUGAAUGAACUAUUUAUAUUUUGAAAUAAUUUAUUACAGCCUUGGUGAAGUUAGUAUUCUUAAAACCUCUAACUGUAAUCCCAUCUGGAGGACACUUUUAAAUUGAUAGUAUUCAUUCUAGAAAAUGUACAUGCUAGAUCUGAAAAUACUACUGAUUAUCUAUGUAUUUAUAGUCAUCUGGAAAUGUGAUUGGAGUAUAAUGAACUGUAAGGCAGACACCAUUUGUAAAGGUCUCAUUGAUCAGCCUCCCAUUCUUCAUCUUAGUUGUUUUAUAGUAUGUAAAUACAGAGAAGUCUAUGUAAAAAGUAUUUAAAAUAUGCAAAAACAUGCAGUGUUAGAUAGACCUGUUACCCUCACUUUUUUUGUUUUGUUAUGGAUUUCAAUUUAUAGCUUCAGAAGUCUUCUAGUGGAAAGUUGUUUUUAUUUGAUUAACUUACAGACAUGAGCAUCCUACAAAUAUUUAAGUUCUAUGUUGUGGUUCUCACGUAAGUCAUUUACAAACAAAAGACUCUGGAAAAGCAGAGUAUGUGCUCUGAAGGGCAGUAUUUUCUCCCAAGAAGUCGCACCCACUGGCUGCUGGAACUGAACUGCUCAGAGUGCAGUUUAAAGAGCUCCCUGACAUUGAUCAGAUGAUUUUUUGCUUUAUUUUAUAGCUUAAGAAUCUUCAGUGGUUCAAAGACUUCCUUCUUUGAGCUCCCAACAUCUAGAAAAAUGACUUGGAAAGCUUUGCUUUUCUCCUCUCUUUGCCAGUAGGUAAGCUGGUUUUCCACGUCUGUUCUGCCUGGUUCCACGUUCCAGUGAUGCUGAGCUGUGUUUGUGCACACUGGAUGCUCACACUUAGUGCACUUUGCCAGGAAUCCAGUCCUGAAUGUGUGAAAUACUCUUUGGGAAAUGGAACUCUAUCAGUACAUUUGCAGAAAGCAGAGAGGAUGAGAAUUGAAAGUAACAUCUAAGUGUGCAUUUGUUGGCAGAGCCCCUGGUGAAUUGUCUGUGUUGGACAGAUGGUCCCAUUCUUGGGUAUGGGAGUGAAGAAGUUUGUUUCACAAACUGACUGUUGGUGACUGCAGGAAGCAAUAAGUAGCAAGUUUAGUUGUUACAGACAUGGAGAGCUUCUUGUAAAUUUGCAUUUAUCAAGUGGAGGAUAUGCUGUAUUUGUCCAGUUUCCAACCAGGCAUGUGGUCAUCCUUCUAUUGCAACUAUAUAUAUAGUUGUCAUAUGCAUGACAAUAAAAGCUUUUUAAGCAAUGUUAGCACUAGAAUCCAUUGGGAAGUCUUGCUGCUUCCUACACUCCAUCCUUUCAUUUAAAUGUCCUCUUUUGCACUGUGUUGCAAAUAGAAUUAGUUAUUUUGAGUUACUCUUACGGGACUGUUUAAGUUUUGGUCCAUCUUCUAGAAGUGAAUGUGAGCAUUGGGCUCCCAGAUUAUAACACUGACAUAAAUUACUUUGUGUAGCCUGUAAUAUAGCUGUAGUUGUUUAACGUUGACUUGUGUUGUGGCUUUAAAACUGCUACAUGUUUUUGUUUUAAUGUUGUUGGUGCAGAAAGCACCAGUACAAACAGCUGCUGUACAGAUAGCUCCCUGAAAGCACUGUAAGCCUCAAAAUACUGCAGUACAUCAUUCACCCAGAAGAGGGAAUUCUGCAGCUGGGUCUCAUGUCCUGCACAGAAGGAUUCUCCCUCACCCUCUUACUGAUAAACACUGAGGAACAAUAAUGACAAAUAAUGAGUAGUUUAUUCUGGCAGUCUUCAUACAGUGUAACCUUGUGUAAAAUGUAGAGAGUGAAUAAUAACAAAAAUUGUCAAGCACUCAAAAGUGGUUGUACAGAGCUGAUUUUGAAGUUUGACUGCAGCAUACCCUGGCAUUACAGAAGCUUGGUCAGAUGCUGUAGCAUCCUUUGCUGUAGGUUUCCAGUCCUGUGAAAUGCAAAUAGCAAACUGAAGGAGAGCCUUCCUGUGCAUAGCUUCCUGCCUGGCUCCAACCUAGUUUGUUUGUGUGCAUGUUGAGAGGAGGGUGUAUGUGUGCAUUUCCAUACGCACAGAGCUCUUUGUCUUAGGCUUUGUUUGACUUCUUUAUUUGUGCAUUUCUCCACUUUGAGCUUUCUCUUUGAUACUUUUUGCCUGCUAACUUGUCAGCAAAGCACACUGGGAUGGUUUCACACAGCAGCCCACCUUGUUGGCAUGUUCAGUCGCCUCAAUGGCUAAUUUACUCAGAUAAUACCUGGAAAAUAUUAGAAUGGGCACCUUCAGGUGUAGCAUUCCCAGCCUCCAGACCUGUUCUCAGUGCAGUUUUUGCUCUUUGCUGCUGGGGACAAAUGUCCACAUUCUCCACAGGUUCUCAGAACCAGGAGUAGAAGUUCUUGUUUCAGUUCAGCCCUUUCCUUCUGCCUCUAUGUUACAUGCACUGAUGCUCACAGCUUUUUUUUAGUGUAUAUUAUUGUAUUUAACUGGUUAAAGCAAGCCAACUUAAAGCACUGUACCUUAGCUGUAAACAGCAUAACAGUAUGAAUGUUAUAAUACUACUUUUCUACUUAGGAACACUUUUAGGAAGAGCAGCGCUGCGACCUAGCUCGUUAAUCUGUGGGUAGAGUAGGACACUUGGGAAACUUCACGUGUUCUAACUGAAAAUCCUUUUUGUUCUGUAUCUCAUACUUAGCAGUAUUUGCAGUUUUCUUUAAAAAGAAGCAAGAUUGUUAGUUAGGAGUAGACUAGUUGUAACUAUACUCAGUUAGGAGUAGACUAGGGCAUCUUUAGAUUUAAAAACAGUAGUAGCAUCACUGAUCCUGUUGAAUGUGAACCACUGACUUAAAAAUGCUCUGAUUUUUUGCUCUGAGACACUGUAGCUGCAUCUUGAAUGUAGGAAAGAAACAAUGGAGGGCAUUUAGCAAUUAGGUGUACUGAGAGAAUUUGCAGGUUCUGUAUUGUAGCAUUGUUUAGGCCACUGUUCUAAAGGCAUGGCUUGAUCAAAAUUUCUUUGUCUCACUAAGAGUGCUGAAUACCCAGUGCAGGUUUUGGGCAUCUCAGGGACAGACCAGCUGGAGUAAAGCCACAUGCCUCCAUUAAACCUAGUGAUGUUACACUGUUGUGCUUCAGCUGAGGAUCUGGCCUUUACUGUUCGAAGGUAUGAAUGUAUUUAAAAUUUUACUUCUCAUCAAUACUACCCUGUUUACUGUGCUGUAAAUUCUUCUUAUUAUUGUAUAUAGUUGUUGCACUGCUUCGUUUGCAACUUGUUUGCAGGUUUCAGCAUAAAUCCUUUUCUCCUGAAGGGUGAGUGGGAGCUCAUAUUGUGAGUUUGUUGCAUUCUGAGUCUUUCAAGUUUACAUCCCUCAGAAGCCAUUUUGUCACCUACCAAUGUUGUAAUCCUUGAGUACCUCCAGCCAUCUUCUCUUUAUAGGGUUUUUAUAGUUAAACAGAAUGGGUUUUUAUUUUUGUAGCUUGUAACUUCAACUGUAUAGUAGUUACUCCUAUUCAGUAAUGAGUGGUCAGAAUACUGUACCAAUGUGACUGAAAAGCUGUAACUGUAAUAAUAACUACUUGCAAGAAAAUACCAGCAUGUUAAAAGUUUAAAAAAGAGAAGUUAUUCUUUAGCUUGGAAAUACUGUGAUACGGUGACUUGGAACUUGUAUUGGAUGUAUGUGCAUAUUCUGAAGUUGCUUUAAAUAAGGAAAGAAAAGAAUAAAACCUGAGCUUAGCAUGCAAAUAAUAGGCCAAAAGGGGAAACUGUAAACAGUUUUAUCAACCAAGACAGACAUUUAGGACUGGGUGGGUUCUAUGUUUCUCUUAUAUAGCGCUGAAGCAGGACUGGUCACGGAGUAGUUGUUUCCUUGUGGUGCAGUUUAAGUGUCCAACCACAACAAAAGCCACCUGCACCGUUCCCUCUGUGUUCCCAGAAACAGAUCUCAGAGCAAAACUGAAUGCUCGUUGCUGUGAGCUGCGUGAGAUCGUACAGCAUAGCGCUGAGCCUCCAGUGCAGGCUCUGAAGGCGAGUUGUUAUGUGGUUCUUGGCAUCGCACUGCUCUUAAAUGCCACAUGCUUCUUCCUUUGGUGUUAAAAAGGAGACAAGUGACAAAGGAGGGGGGUGAGGAGCGGGACUGCAGCCCUCACUGCCAGCAGCUGGGCUGUCGGUGUGAUUGUAGAGCUUCCCAUCACGGUCUACUUUGUUUGCAAUUCUUGUUGGCUUAAUCCAGUAUUUCUGAAGCAGGUGGUGCUGGCGUUGACCUGUGAGCUGGUGCCAGCUUCACUCAAAUCAUACUUAAGGGCAAUACAUAUUAUUUGCCUGGGCGAGGUUCUGCCUAUUAAAACCACACCUCGGUGCAGUCACAGCGCUGUCAGGGCCUGAACCCUGCAUUAACAGAAAUGAAAGUGAAACCUUUUGUCUGCAGUCAGCUGUAUUGCAGUCUGUUACUGAGACGUGAGCUCCUGAAGGCUCUUUGGAGGAAGGGCAGCUCCGUCUCCUUCACACAGCCUUGCAACUACAGGUUUUCAAAGGACUGACUCUGCUACUGAGUUUCCUAACGAGCUGUUUUGUUGUCCUGUUGUUUGUACUGUAUUUAUCUGUGGUCUCAAAUGUGUGGAUUAAAGUAUUUAAACUCAA
This is a messenger RNA of Gallus gallus (chicken), 8052 nucleotides long. It is a transcript of the gene DGKE, whose product is annotated as diacylglycerol kinase epsilon. The coding region runs from base 264 to 1979 and encodes 571 amino acids. The record is from RefSeq and is a predicted model, not a curated record. Gene Ontology annotation, molecular function: ATP-dependent diacylglycerol kinase activity. Lineage: Eukaryota; Metazoa; Chordata; Aves; Galliformes; Phasianidae. The transcript is spliced from 11 exons.